AACCAAAUCGAGAGCCCCAUUCGACCGGACUCGUCGGUGCCUCUAAUGAAAAAUGGCAAAAACAAUCAGACUAAUAGGAUGUGCUGCUGGAGUCACUGCGAUGCUAAUUUUGCUGCUGCCACUUUGCCUGCUCCGAAAUGACAGGCCAAAGGCGAACGGAGAUGGUAACUCCAAUAGAUCACAUCAGGUGGUCAGUCCGACUCCAGCUCCUGCUCCUGCUCCUGCUACUCUUACUACUUCUACGGACGGUGCCCCAUUCAACGAUUCAUGGCGCCACCAUAUGCUGCGACUGCAUCGACAGAAGCGCUAUCUGCUCUUCCCGGAGGGCAGCUCGUUCCAGCUGGUCUUCGACAUAAUCAUACCCAUUGUAGACUACACGAACUACGCCAUCCUGGGCAUCACAUGUGCCGUGGCCUGGGAGCUGCCCAGCAAGGCGCCCAGCGAGCUGAUUGAAAACGUGCUCACUCGCAUCAAUGACGGCACCAUCGGAACUGUCCGGCGCAACGGCAGCGCCCCCGACCCCGAGAAGGACUCCAAUCGAAGCCCUGCUAAUUGGCAGCCAGUGCACGCACCAUCGGCAGUACGGACAUCGCAGCCGCGGACACCAGAUCGCCAGCCAGCGCAUACAGCCAAUAGCCACGGCUCCUACUACACGAACAUCCUGCGCGGCUCCGGCUCGGCAGGCACUUCUGCAUAUGCAAAUGCGAAUUGGAAUGCAAAUGCAAAUGGACAGCAGCAGCUACAGGCGACGUUGCCGGGUACGGCUCCAGGUCCGGCUAAUUGGCAUGCGCGACAGUCGGUCGCAAAGUGGCAGCGACCGCGGACGGGAGACCCACCGCCACCGCCGGACAAUUGGUGGCGGCGCAACAAGGACCGGCUGCAGCAGAAUUGGCGUGAAAAGCAGGCCAUGUGGAGCCCCAGUGCUGGCCAGUCAAAGUGGGACAUCGACUACAGCCAACGUCCUCGCCGAUUACUGAAAUCGCCGCCACAGCACCACAUUUAUCCUGUUUUCGGCAAGCGACGGCGCCGACGACGUCGGAGUCUGGAGCAGGAUCCCCUAUUUGAACGCCUCCAUUUGCAGCAACAUCUCAGCUCUCGGCAGCUGCUCUUUGGCAAAAUCGAACGGCUUUACAAGGCUCAGCAACUCAAUGGAACGGCCUGUGUGCUCCGAGCUCUUUGUGAGUCUGCCCAGAGGCAGCAGCAAUCAGACGGAGGCGAAGGUGGAGGCGCGAAGGCUUUUCGACCGCAGAGCUUUAUCAUUGAACUGCUGUCGGCCAUCUUUCAGCUGCCUGCCAGCAAUGAUGGGGAUGAGGUGGAGGCACUGGCCCUGAAGCACAUUUCGCCGCAUUACCUGGAGGCCCAUCGACAACAGGGAAACUGUCUGCAACUCUACAGCGAUUGUGGGCAUGCAUUUUGGUUCGAAUAA
Drosophila persimilis is the source of this 1426-nucleotide messenger RNA. RefSeq lists its product as uncharacterized. The transcript has 4 exons. The record is from RefSeq and is a predicted model, not a curated record. The coding region runs from base 53 to 1426 and encodes 457 amino acids. Lineage: Eukaryota; Metazoa; Arthropoda; Insecta; Diptera; Drosophilidae.